Messenger RNA from Laccaria bicolor S238N-H82, 288 nucleotides. RefSeq lists its product as uncharacterized. Lineage: Eukaryota; Fungi; Basidiomycota; Agaricomycetes; Agaricales; Hydnangiaceae. The transcript has a single exon. Bases 1 to 288 code for a protein of 95 amino acids. The record is from RefSeq and is a predicted model, not a curated record.
AUGAGCUUGUCAAAAAGGGGAUUCUCAAUUACCUUCAGAGCUUACCUACUGGAAAGGUUACACCAAAGAAAGCUACAGGUAGCCGUCAGCACGGAAAUUCUGCCAGAUUUGGGGAUCACACCCAAAAAGCCCAUUAGCACUUGGACUGCUCAUCACUGGCUUAUCAAACUUGGUUGGCGAUACACACAGGUCAAGAAAGGCAUUUACAUGGAUGGUCAUGAGCAUGCUGACAUUGUUGAAUAUUGCCAAAACAAUUUCCUUCCUGCCAUGGCAAAAUUUGAAAAGUGA